UGGCAGUAGAUGCUCGCAUCUAGGGCAAAACGGCUAGCAGGGAAAGGGUUAAAUUGGCAUCUCAAUUUGGCUGGAAAAACGCCAACCUGGCAACUCUGCCGGUUUGUCAACAAGGUAAGCUCAAGCCACGCCCACCUCACCUUCAGCUCAAGCUUGUACUCCUACCAACGCAUAAUGCGCUUAUUGGUGGGAAGAAAGUUACCCUCCCCUGGACGUCACGCACAGGUAAACUUCCGGCACAGCAACUUUUACUAUGUACCUGACUGGAAGCGUUUAAUGCUACAAACAUAUCUGUCCGAGAGCAGGUAACUGUGACAGAAGGGUCAAGAAUCACACGCCCUUCCACUUAAUCGUUCGCUAUGAUUACACACGCAACUGGAAAGUACGCGCAGUUCAACGUUGCGCGUGCACGCUUGCGUUACCUCCCAGCUUAGCACGAAACCACGCCCCGUCCCUCCUCUCCCAGACGUCCUAUUCCUCUUCUCUUCUUGCUGCCCAGAACGCUUACAACUGAUACGGUGCGACCGGGAAUCUACCACAGAGAGGGGGGGGACGCGAAAAGCCGCAGUUUUUUUUUUUUGGAUCGUAAGGGAGCUGCAGAUAGAGAAGCGAAGAUGGGUCCUCCACGAGUGUGCGGAGUGUGAUUAUUGUUUCCUGUCUACCUGUUGUGCCUUUUUGUUUCGGCACCACGGAGCAGUUGCCGGAGACCGGCUAGGAUUACAGCCCUGGGCGAGCAUGGCCUGGGUGAAGCUUUUUCGACGUCAGGCAGGAGGGAACCUGGGAAAAGUGUAUCAGCCUGGCAGCGUCCUCUCUCUGGCACCUACCAAGGGCCUCUUCAAUGAGCCCGGACAGAACAGCUGCUUCCUGAACAGCGCCGUGCAGGUGCUGUGGCAAUUGGACAUUUUUCGACGCAGUUUACGGGGACUGACUGGACAUGUUUGCUUAGGAGAUGCCUGUAUAUUUUGUGCAUUAAAGUCCAUAUUUGCACAGUUUCAAACAAGCCGAGAGAAGGUACUUCCAUCGGAUGCUAUGAGACAUGCCCUUGCAGAAAGCUUCAAAGAUGAGCAUCGCUUUCAGCUUGGACUUAUGGAUGAUGCUGCUGAAUGUUUUGAAAACAUAUUGCAGAGGAUUCAUUUCCAUAUUGUGCCAAAUAGUGAAGGAGAUAUGUGCACUUCAAAAUCUUGCAUCACCCAUCAGAAAUUUGCAAUGACUCUUUACGAACAGUGUGUUUGUCGCAGUUGUGGAGCCUCAUCUGAUCCAUUGCCUUUUACUGAGUUUGUGAGAUAUAUUUCUACAACAGCCCUUUGUAAUGAAGUUGACAAAAUGCUGGAGAGGCAUGAACGCCUGAAGCCAGAAAUGUUUGCUGAUUUACUUCAGGCUGCUAACACCACAGAUGAUUACAGGAAGUGUCCGAGUAACUGUGGCCAGAAAAUCAAAAUCCGCCGUGUGCUUAUGAACUGCCCAGAAAUUGUUACUAUUGGCCUAGUUUGGGAUUCCGAUAACUCUGACUUAACUGAAGAUGUUGUACGAAAUUUGGCUACUCAACUUUAUUUACCCGGGCUUUUUUUCAUGGUUACGGAUGAGCAAGCCAAAGAAAGUAGACUUUACCUUGUGGGUAUGAUCUGCUACACAAGUAAACACUACUGUGCCUUUGCCUACCACACAAAGAGUGCCAAGUGGUUUCUGUUUGAUGAUGCAUCUGUAAAAGAGGUUGGAACAAAGUGGAAAGAUGUGGUCACCAAGUGCAUUCGGUGUCAUUACCAACCUUUGCUUUUGUUUUAUGCAAAUCCUGAUGGCACAGCAGUAACGAAUGAGGAUGCACUGAGGCAGGUUCAGCAUUGGUCUCACUGUAAGAGAGAGUUCCAUAGUGAGGAGACAGGAAGUGAAAAGACAUCCUCUGUGCCAAAGAAGCCAGAUUACACCAGAGAUCAGUUCGGUGAACAUAUAUAUCAGAACAAUGGGUACAAACUCCAUGUGGAUGAACCAACUUUUACUAGAGGAAUUGUUCAAUCGAGUGCUGGCAGAGGGCCUGUUAAACUAAAUCGUGAUGAACAACAGGAAAAACUGAGGGAUGUUUCCAGAGAAUGUGCACAGAAAGCAAACCUAAAAAGCUUAUCGUCUUCACAAAGAAAAGUUACUGAGAAAACACAGAAGAAAGAAAUCACCAGACCUAAAGGUAAUUUAGAAUCUUCUGGAGGAGUGGCUUACAAUUCAAAGCCAUCUACAGUAGUGCAUCUCAAGUCUGAAUCCUCCCCUACUGUAAAUGGCUUUAGGAAGUAUCCUGAUCCACAUUUCUAUAGCAGUCAGGGGAGAGGGCCAUACAAGCAAGAGAGAUCCAUGAAUCAGUCUAGACAAUCUUCUUCUUUUAAUGCAGGACAUGCCACAAUACCUGAAUCCAAGCAAGUGGCCAGGGCGAAAAACAAUUUUUCAGCUGGUUAUGAUACAGACAGCAGUCAGGAAUACAGAGAAAAACCAAACCCCAGGAGCAAAAAAGCUUGGAGGCCUAUGCGGGAGACACUCAAUGUGGACAGCAUUUUCAAUGACAAUGAGAAAAGCCAACACGGCCCCAGAAAUUUAGUAGACUCAAAUGGAAAACAAUCUGCUAAGAAUCAUAUUUUCACCCCACCGUCAAAAGAGAGCCCAAAACGUAAUACUCUGAUGACUAUCUUUGAGGAUGAGGUAAAACAGGAAUCUGGCAGCAGGAGUUCCUUGGAAUCAUUAGGAAAAAGUCUAACAGAAAGGAACAAAGUUACUCCUGAUAUGAAGAUGUACUAUCUUGACAACUGGCAGAGAACUGAAUCUGGAUAUGAAAGUAGUGAUCACAUCAGCAGUGGGUCAAGCAAUCUGGAUUCUCCUAUUAUUGAAGGAACUGGUUUUGCGGAUGGAAAGGGCUUGCAAGAUACCAGCCUGUGCAGUGAUCAGCAACAGUCGACAAUUGCACUAUCUACCUCACCACAAAUAAGAAGUAAUCUGCAUGGUAUAAACAAUGAACACCAUGGUCUGGCACACUGUAAAUCUGAAGACAAGCUUUCUGUGGUCCCCCAGGAACCUGCACACAGCCCAUCAGGUCUAAGGAGGCAAUUUGUUGAACUGAGAAGAGACCCACGCUCACCAAACCUGUUGCCAGCAUCCCAUGAUGUUAAGUCAGACGAUCGUAUGGAAAGUUCUAGCUGGUUGAAUUCAUGCUCCUUAGACAGUUGUCAUUUGCACCAUGAAAAUAUUCACUCACUGCGGGAGACUUCAGUGGGCCCAACAAAAAUGCUGAAUAAUGGAUUGUGUUCUCAGCGCCAGCAUCCUUCAGCAACAGGGUCUCUAGCUAAAAUCUCUUCGCAGCCAGCCUCUCACAGCAACAGGCUGCUUCCUCGGUUCUUUGUAUUCGGUGAGGAUCAGUCAUGCAGCAGAGAUGAGCACUGCUCUGUAGAUCAUCCUGAAGUACCUCCUCCUCUUCCCCCUAAAAAAUACAUAAGAAAUGCAGCGCAAAGAACCGAACAAAACUUUGCAUUGCCGAUCAACAGUAAGCUUUCUGAAACAUUAGCACGUGCUUAUCCUGCAAUCUUUGAGAGACAUUUAUCAGGGGAUUUCAUUAGGCCUGAGCCUGAUAGUGGCUAUUAUCCAAAGGAAGAAUCAUGUCAUGGUACUGAGAUUCAGUCUCCUUAUGAUUGUCAGCCAAAGAUGAACCUGCACACUAUGAGUAGAGAUGUUUCUGCAAAUAUAAAUGAUCCCAUUGCACCCACUACUUACUUUUCAGUUGAAAAUCAUGGUACUGACAUUCAGUCUCCUUAUGAUUGUCAGCCAAAGAUGAACCUGCACACUAUAAGUAGAGAUGUUUCUGCAAGUAUAAAUGAUCCCAUUGCACCCACUACUUACUUUUCAGUUGAUAACUGUAUGACGGACACUUACAGGAUGAAAUAUCACCACAGGCCCAGGCUAAACAUGGGAGACCGUUCUGGAUACCAGAGGGAACCUGGCCACCUACAGCUAACUGAUAAAUUAAUGGAACCAGCAUACCACAGAACUCUACAAAAUGCUCACACUUCACUGACUUCACGUACCAAACAAACGUUGGGAGGUAUACCCUGUAAUCGGUAGCCUGUGUGGUUUUUUUUUAUUAUUUAUUCCAGAAUCAUUUCUAUGAACAUUUUACUUUUGUAUAAUAUAGAGAGUGUACAAUCAAACCACAGAACUUGCCUUUCCAAAACCUUUUAGUAUGUAAUCAGACUUUCGAGGUUUGGCUUUUAUUUGCCUUUCUUUUGGAACUUUUUGCCAGCUGGCAUUUACAGUGUUGUAUAGAUGCUAGUGUUGUGUCAUGGACCUAACAACCAGGAAUAGGGCAGAAGUUAAAUUUAUUACUGCAUAGAACAUGCUAAAUGUUCAAUAUGAACAUCUUCUUUUUUUUCUGAGUCUCAGUCUAUCGCAGUUUUAAGACAGGUUCUUAAACCAAAGCACCAGUGUGAGUGUGUGAUGAUAAAACUACUUUUAUUAACAAGAAACUUUUUUUAUAACAGUGUAUGAAAUCUAUAUAUUUUCAUGGCAAUGGAGAAUCUCUGCAGUAUAUUACAAAGCUGUUUGUGAUUUAAAAUUGCAUAGUUAGACUGUGAAAUUUGCAGCAUUAGUGUUGGAAAUGUUCAUAUUUGACAGGUUUGGCUUAAGAUAAAAUGUAAUAUUUAACAAGGGAAUAUUAAUACAUCCUGCCUAGGGGCAAACAUAAAUGGAAAGUAAGGGAAAGCUGAGUACAUUUUUAAUUUUAUGAACCAAACACAUUUUUGGGAAAUUGAAUAUUGCUUCUUUUCACCCAGUAGCACACAGGGCACAUUACAGUCAUUUUUCCUACUGAAGUUUUGAUAUGCAGAGGAAUAGCCAAAGCGACCCCCCAUAGAGUUCAAUGGCUUAUAUAUCAAAAUAACUGUUACUCAGCAAAGACAGAUUUGGUGGGCAAAACACCCAAAAUCCACCACGUAUGCUGUAGCAUUUGGUGGGUACAUUUUUGAUGUGGCAGCCUUAAACAUCUGUCUCAUGGGGCCAAAUAGCCAGUUCCACUAAUUUCUAUAUGCAGAGAUGUUACCCAAUGUUUUAUUGUCCAAGGUAAAUUAUAUAACUGGUGAACAUUAUUAAAUGGUUUCGCUAGCCUUCAGAUUGCACACAGCUAGGUUUAGAAUGCAAAUUGUUUGGGUAAAA
Molecule: messenger RNA, 5175 nt
Organism: Xenopus laevis (African clawed frog)
Lineage: Eukaryota; Metazoa; Chordata; Amphibia; Anura; Pipidae
Gene: usp53.S
Product: ubiquitin specific peptidase 53 S homeolog
Exons: 15
Coding region: 736-4089 (1117 amino acids)
Biological process (GO): protein deubiquitination; sensory perception of sound; ubiquitin-dependent protein catabolic process
Cellular component (GO): cell-cell junction
Molecular function (GO): cysteine-type deubiquitinase activity
Source: RefSeq, a predicted model, not a curated record